This is a messenger RNA of Misgurnus anguillicaudatus (oriental weatherfish), 2132 nucleotides long. RefSeq names its product protein regulator of cytokinesis 1 (gene prc2). The record is from RefSeq and is a predicted model, not a curated record. Lineage: Eukaryota; Metazoa; Chordata; Actinopteri; Cypriniformes; Cobitidae. Gene Ontology annotation, molecular function: microtubule binding. Gene Ontology annotation, biological process: mitotic spindle midzone assembly; microtubule cytoskeleton organization. Gene Ontology annotation, cellular component: cytoplasm; spindle; mitotic spindle midzone.
AAGAGGGAAGAGACGUCAUCGGAGAUUCAAAUUUUUACCGCUCGGAGUCGUCUGCUGUGGAGCGAGACGAGUUUUAUUUCGUUCAUAUUUGAUAGAUUUUUAAGUUUAUCAACGGAUUGGUGUUGUUUAUAGCGGUACAAAGAUGUCUUGUCGACGAAGUGUGGCUAUGGCAUCCACUCUUGUAACUGAUAUCAAUCAUGCGAUGGCCAGACUGGUGGAUAUAUGGGACAGCAUCGGCAUCAUGGAAGAACAGAGAGUGGAGCGAAUGCAAACUGUGAAAAAGCAUAUAGAUGGUCUUUUGCAUUCCAUGAUCACGGAGGAAGAGGCUUUAAGGCAUCGCAUCAGAACCGAUAUCAUAACCUUCCAGAAACAAUUAGAUACAUUGUGCUUGGAGCUGUCAUUAGAACAAUACAAACUGGAGGAAGGCCUCACGGUUCUGCAGAUGGAGAAGAACCUGCGUUGCCGUGCCGAGACUCUUCAGAAAGAGAAAAAUGACCGCAUGAGAGAGCUGAAUGAUCUAAUGAAACAGGAUGAGGAGUUGUGUGUGACUCUGUGUGCCACACCCUACUACAUCCCAACAGGAAGUGUGCCAUCUCGAACCCAGCUGCAGGAGCUCCAGCAGCACGUCGAGACGCUUAACAAAGAAAAGGAGAGCAGAGUUAAGGUGUUCUCUGGCCUCAGGAAAGACAUCAAGAGUGUGAUGGACGAGAUGGGACAUGAACCUGACAGCAGUCUGGAAAGAGACUCUAUCAGCCCCGACGCUGACAUUUUCCUGCUCACGCAUGACAAUAUCAAAGCCCUCAAACUGCUCCUCAGUCAGCUUGAAAUAAAAAAGGAAUCCUUGAUUUCAGCAAGAGACAAACUCAAAGAGCAAGCUACGAGCCUGUGGUAUCGCCUGAGUUGUCCGGAGCCGGAAGGCAAGGCAUUCCGAGAGGAAGCGAUGAGCACUUUAUCUGAUGAUAUCAGACGGUGGCGGGGAGUAGUGGAACAGCUGAAGGAAAUGCAGAUGGCUCGUUUGGAAGAGGUGAUCGAUAAGGUCCGACAGGAGCUUGUGGCUCUGUGGGACAAAUGCAUGUUCGGCCCAGAACAGAGAGAGCCGUUCAACGUUCACUUUUGUGAUGAUCAUUACACAGAGGAGCUGUUGGCUUUACACGAUGCUGAGCUUUUAAGAAUGAAGUCCUUCUAUGAGUCGGCACAGACAAUACUUGAGGACCUGGAGAAAUGGAAGAAAAAUUGGGCUCUCUUUCAAGAAUUUGAGAGGAAGGCAGCAGAUCCAACUCGAUUUAGCAACAGAGGAGGAUCUUUGCUUAGAGAGAGUAAAGACAGAGCCAAAGUGCAGAAACUACUUCCAAAGCUGGAAGAAGAGUUGAGAGGUUGUGUGGAAGACUGGGAAAAAAAUAAGGGUACGUUCUUCCUAGUCAAUGGACAAAGAAUCAUGGAUUAUAUCUCUCGCCAAUGGGAAGAGCAUCGUUUACAGAAAGACAAGGAGAAGAACGAACGGAUGACAAAGAAAGCAGAAACCUCACAGUUUAAAACUCCAACAAAGAGACCUCUUGCAAUAACCACCUCCACCCCAACACCUAAAAAAAUCAAAAAGACACCCAGUCAGCUCGCUCCUCGCAGUGCCACUGCGAGUACUAUCAGCAGUGCCAGCAGCACCAGCAGUUCGUCCACAUUUCUGGUUGUGCCAGGAAGGCCACCACUCUCUACCAAGAGGAAUAAGACUGCUGAGAGUAGCGCAGUGCAACGUGCACCACUGCAGGAGUUCAACAGUGAAAAAACCCCUGUAGCAAUGAGCUACUCUGACUUUACUAGCGAACUCUCCAAGAAAGCCAGCUAUGAUGCAUUUCUCAAUUCAACUGUUAGAGACAUGCUCUGAUCUGAAGGCCAACAAAAACUGUUUACUUUUUAUGGUGUUUUUUUAUUUUUAAGAAGCUUAGGUCAAAAUAAUUUCAGGAUCAACUCUACGCUGGAUAAGAUCCUCUCUCGGAUGUUUCUUUUAUCUAGAUUUGCUUUUUUAUGAUGGUUAGAUUUCUUUGUUUUAUUUUAUGUAUUUAUAUUUAAUGAAAAACCUUUUAUACAUUUCCAAUUAUAUAUUUUUGGCUUUACAGGCUAGAAUUUUUUUUAAUAAA